CGCCAGCCGAUUGGCUCACCGAGCAGCGAAUGAGCUCCGUCGGCGAUCGCUUUGGUCGCGGUUGUGGCUGCGCGUGACGCGACUCGCUCUCCGGCGCGGCGUAUCCCUCCGCGCCCGGUGGGGUUACCGCGCGUGCGCAGUCGAAUCCGCGCUCCACGUGGUCAGGACGGGAUCAGCUGAGAGUCAUGGCAGCUCAGGCGUUCAAGCGAUUCCUGCCCAUGUUUGACCGGGUCCUGGUGGAGCGCUUGGCCGCGGAGACCAAGACCAAGGGCGGCAUCAUGAUCCCGGAUAAGGCGCAGAACAAGGUGGUGCAGGCCACCGUGGUGGCGGUGGGGCCCGGCGCCACGACGGAAAAGGGGCACGUGAAGCCCUUGAGCGUGAAGGUCGGGGAGAAGGUCCUGCUGCCCGAGUACGGCGGCACCAAGGUCACGCUGGAAGACAAGGAAUACUUCUUGUUCCGAGACGGUGACAUUCUUGGAAAGUACGAGGAGUAGGCGGGCGUGUGGCAGGCGGGGGUGGCGGGGCUGGGGAACAAAGCGAGAGCUGAAGAACGAGGGUGUCGUGCAGCCCACACGCCUCGUUUAUUCCGCGCGAAAACUUGUCUCACGAUUCCGUCUGCGUGAUGACAGAGGGGGAGGUUAGAGGGGGGUGUAUGGAAUGGGAGGGGGUGUAUGGAAUGGGGGCGGUGAGGGAGGGUGUGUGGCAGUGUCGCUGGGUCCUCAUGACCUUGAGUGCCGCGUGCUGCUCUGGAACGUUCCGCACGCCGGGGACCAGGAGGGGGCGCCAGCAGCGCGCUGCCUGCGCUGCUUUUCCAGAAAAUAAUAAAACGUGAAAAAAAUGCAACCUUUGCCUGAGCAUGUAGUGUUUUAUUUACUCUUGUGGUCUUGUUCAAUUAACACGUGGUCAUCGGUUCAUAGCCAUGCGAGAUGUUACACGAGGAUGCAUUACGUCAAGAUAAUUACUGUGAUUUCAGACCACGUACAAUGUCCGGAAACCCCAACGAGUUGUGGAAUUUCCACUGCUGGCUCAGGGCUGUAAUAGGAGACAAGUUCGAGGCCCGGCACUCGUUUGAGCCAGGGGACGACUACGAGGGGGGCUCUGCUUUUGCCCAGACAAUGCAGCCUUUGUGUGAUCGGUGCCUCACUCCUGAAUCGGAUUAGUGGCAAGUGGUGGCACUUAUUUAAUUGUAAUACAUCUUGCAUUGGGUGCAACCCAAGCCACACAUCUCUGGAAUCAAUAUGGGUCGUGCUAAGUAUGGCAUUUUAUCAUUUGCCCGUCGUGUUCUCGCCACUUUAGUUGAGCCCCCCUCCCCCCACACCUCCGAUUAGCACCGUUGGCUACAUGCGGUGCAAAAGAAGUUGAACCAAUACUGUACACGAGACUGAGCAGCGCAUUCCCCUGUGCUCUGGGGCUCCGCAGCAGCGGUGCGGGUCACAGCGUGCACACUGCAGGAGAUGACGACGGGUGACAACUGGAAGAGUGAAGGGUUUGUGAUGGCUGGAUCUCCCCUUCAAGUGGCAAUUUGUGAAGACUCGGUGUCUACUGAAUAUCACGUUUUACCAUUUGGCCAAACACCUGUACAUCUAAAGUCAUUGUAAUGUCUUGUUCAAUAAACUGGUGUCUUGUCUCAA
This is a messenger RNA of Lethenteron reissneri (Far Eastern brook lamprey), 1631 nucleotides long. It is a transcript of the gene HSPE1, whose product is annotated as heat shock protein family E (Hsp10) member 1. Gene Ontology annotation, cellular component: mitochondrion; mitochondrial matrix. Gene Ontology annotation, molecular function: protein folding chaperone; metal ion binding; ATP binding. NCBI's taxonomy places the organism in Eukaryota, Metazoa, Chordata, Hyperoartia, Petromyzontiformes, Petromyzontidae. The record is from RefSeq and is a predicted model, not a curated record.